Molecule: messenger RNA, 735 nt
Organism: Pocillopora verrucosa
Lineage: Eukaryota; Metazoa; Cnidaria; Anthozoa; Scleractinia; Pocilloporidae
Source: RefSeq, a predicted model, not a curated record
AGUCAUAUCCGAAAUGGCUGCCUUACGGGGUCAAUUGUUGUGUACUCGAAUAGCAUGGGUAUCUAAUCGAUUUGUGAAAAGGGGUCAACCUGUUAGGAGGUUUGAAAUCUACACAGAGAAAACUGAACAACGUAAUUUGUUACAUAGAAUCAUAACAGACUGGAAAACCCCAUCCAUAGUGUUCAUCAGUGGAGUGUUGGGUUGUCUGUUUUAUGAGCGCUUUAUAGAGGAACCUGAUGAAACAGGAAAAAGAGAUCCCUUGAUUACAAGACUCAUGAUGAAGUACAUAAUGGCAGAUCCUGAUGUGGAUAGAGAGAAACGAGAGAAUCACAUGCGUCAUGUCAAAGAAAAAAUGGACAUUUUCCAAGAGAUGAAGAGAAAGCCCCGGCUUGGAAAGCAGCCAUUUGAUAUUGAGAAGAUUGAGAGAGAUAAACCUACAUUUAAGCCUUUUGGACCUGAUGGCUACUGAGCAUGUCACUGUCCUACCUGGCUUAUUUCAUUGUAAAAGAAAAAGCUCAUCAAUAAUAAGCAUGUUCCCCUGACGAUGCAGCUCUAAUUUACUUGAGUAUUGGGCUAUUAAAGUUGCUGAAGGGAUCAAUCUCAUUUUGUUUUCAGUUUUGAUGAAACAGAUCUCAGUUUGAGGCCUUAUCUUUGGAAAAGAAUGUGAAGGAGAGCUUUGUGUGAUUUGUAUCAGGUCCAGUUCUAUUUUGUCUAAUAAAUUAUCUUUUUACCAUG